AUGGCGGAUUACCAUUUCGUGUACAAGGAUUUGGAAGGAGCUUCGACGCAGUGGGAUGAUAUUCAGAGGAAACUCGGAAAUCUGCCUCCGAAGCCGGCGCCGUUCAAGCCGGCCCCUUUCGCGCCCGCCGAAGAUGAAGAUUUGAAACCGAAAGGCAAGGAUUGGCUCGACGAGAAGACCGAGGAAGAGCUACAAGAUCUCGAGGAUGAUCUCGACGACGAUCGAUUCCUUGAAGAAUAUAGGAAGAAGAGGCUGGCUGAAAUUAGAGAAUCAUCCAAGAUCGCAAGGUUCGGUUCAGUGAUUCCUAUUUCAGGAUCUGAUUUUGUUCGUGAAGUUUCGCAGGCUCCUCAAGAUCUCUGGGUAGUCGUGUUACUGUAUAAAGAUGGGUACCCAGAGUGUAGGCUGCUAUUGCAAUGUCUAGAAGAUUUGUCUAAAAGAUACCACGCAACAAAAUUUGUCAAAAUAAUAUCUACAGAAUGUAUUCCAAACUAUCCCGAUCGUAAUCUUCCUACUAUAUUGGUAUAUUACAAUGGUGCUGUGAAGGCAACUCACGUGGGGAUACAGAGUUUUGGUCGUAGGUGCACCCCCGAGAGUGUUGCUUUGGUUCUUUGUCAGCUAGACCCUGUCCUGAAUGAUGGGCAAGGGCGAGAACAAUCCAGAGAUGCCGUACUUGCUGGAGUCAGGAAGAAGUUUGUGGAGAGGGCUGUGAAGGACCAUGAAGAUGAUGAUGAUGGAUCUUCGAGUGACUGA
Messenger RNA from Striga hermonthica, 750 nucleotides. NCBI's taxonomy places the organism in Eukaryota, Viridiplantae, Streptophyta, Magnoliopsida, Lamiales, Orobanchaceae. The record is from the annotation of a GenBank genome assembly.